CUUUUUUAUGUUGUUGCUGCUGCACAGUGAGAUCAGCUGAUGAGUCAGAGCCAUGCAGUCAUUCCACUCUGCACACAGAGACUGCCCGGCCACUGACACACACACACAGGGAGACAACGCCGCUCUCUUGUCGCUGAAGCAACUUCUGAAAUUUGAGGGCGCAGCUUUUGCUCCUCACGGCGAGUCGUAGAGAUCGGGAGGCAGUGGCUGGAGAUCUCUCUGGUGCAGCAGGUUUAUUUGCACGGAAGUACUAGUUUGGUUGUGUUACUUCUGCUGCUGCUGCUGUGAGAGGCAACUGGAUAUGACUGGGCCGUGGCUUUGUUUGCUGGAACUUGAAUCCCAUCGUUUGGAGAGUGAGAAGGAUGCACCCUGCUGAAUCUGGCAAGAUCUGAAGAACAUUACAUACCUCUCCCCGUUUUGGGAACCUGCUACUCUUAAAAGUUAUUUAUAUCCUCUUACUGUUCUUACUGCCGCGGAGAAAUCUCCAAGGUUUACAUGUGUGUUGAUUACCAUGAAUCUGCAGCCUCAACAAAAGGCUUCAAAUAAAAGAACGGGAAAGAGAAUUUCGUUUUUCAACGAACAGGCCCUUGCAGUUCCAGGUAAACUGGCACAGGUGAAAGAGCAGCAGUUUUACGGGACCGCGGUGAGGCCGCCAGUUUCUCGGACUUCAGAUUUUUCCAAGCUGGACGGUCUUGCUUCUGCUCCUUCCAGCAAUAUGCUCAAUACAGUUAUGUAUACCCAGGAGAGACCCGAUGCUAUGAGAUUGAAUCAGCAGCAAGUUCCCUGUAAUUGGAAUGUAUCCGAAAGAAGUGAUCCUACGUGGCAAGCGCAGCCUGCUAAUAUGUGGCCGCGGAACCCAGGCGGAUAUGGCAUCACCAUGGUUUCUUCUUAUCACAACCAUCAUGAGCCACAAAAGCGGAGCCAGGACAAAGCAGUGGGAGUAUCUCAGCUAGAUAUGUAUGGGGAUGCUCUGCAGCAAAUGAUGUCUCAGAAAGCUCAACUGGAGCACCACACGCUUGCCCAACAGCAGGCCCAUUUAAACUCUGUUUUACAGGCUCAGCAGCAGCAGCAAAUUCAGCAGCAGCAAAUUCAGCAGCAGCAAAUUCAGCAGCAGCAAAUUCAGCAGCAGCAAAUUCAGCAGCAGCAAACACAGCACUUGUCUUUGCAGCCUUUUCAAAUGGCAUUUGGGCACCAAGGCCAGAAACCGGCACUUUCUGAACUGUUCCACGUGUUUCCUAAUGCCCCAUCUAAUGCUUCUUUUGCCUCACAGCAGAAACCGCAGCCAGCCCUACCUCAGAUGCAACUGUUUGAGAACUUUUACCCAACCCAGCAACAGCAGCAGGCAACCUAUGGCGUUCAGCCAGCUGUAACUAUGGCACAGCCUCAUGGGGUGGCACAGCAGAAGAUGCAUGUGAUAAGCCAGUCUCAGCUUGCUCCAGUAUCACAGGCAUACACAAAAGCUGUUGCAGAGCACAACCAGCAGACCGUGCUGCCCAAGGCUCAGAUUCCUUUGCCGAGGAGGUCACGCAGACUUUCUAAAGAAGGCCUCCCACCAUUAGCUCCUACAGGGAUCACUCAGCCUUUUGAGGGACAAGUAACGAAUCAAUACAUGCAAAAUCCUUAUGAGCAUACAAUACCACAUCAGGUAGCGGCACAUGAGCCUUACAAGAGGGGAAACCAGCAAAUAAUUACUCAGGACAAAAACUAUGGUCGUCUCCCUGAACUAGAUAAGGCACCUCUGCCUCAGAAUGGUAGAGCAGGGGAAAUGCAGCCUCAGGCUGAGCAGAGUGGGUCUGAAAACGACCCUCUUGCUGGGGGUACUGGAGGGGUGAUCCAGACUACAAGACGGCGACGGCGUAUAUCCCAGGAAGUCAAUCUGUUUACUUUGGCCCAGAAGGCAUCCGAAUUGCCAUCUCUUCAAAACACUAAGCUGGAUGCAGAAGCAUCAGGCGAUAAGAAGCAGAGCCUAGAAUCGAAAGCCAAUUUAGACUUUGCAGGAGUUCCAACUAACAAGAGGACCAGAGGAGAUGGCGACUUGAGACCCCUAGUAAUGCCUGUGUCUGUACCCGUGAAAAUGGAACCUGGGAAAGAAAAGGGAGAAGAUGCAACGAUGGAAAGGACUGCAGGCUCUGAAAGAGACUCCUCUUCAUCUAUGCCAUCUGUGAUAGUCACGCGGAAUAGAGCUGGGCAAGCAAAUCUAACUGAGGCAUCAGCAUUGAAAAAUGAAGCUUCUCCAAUAUCCGAAGGAGAAACCCAAUCCCGGAAACCAAAGCGACCUAGACCCGAACCUUUGUUUAUCCCUCCAAAAUCCGGCACCUUCAUUGUUCCUGUCCUAUAUUCCAACAUUACUCCAUACCAAAGCCACCUUCGAUCACCUGUACGGGUAUCUGAUCACCCAUGUGACAGAAACUUUGAACUUCCGCCUUAUACCCCACCACCCAUACUCAGCCCAGUACGUGAGGGCUCAGGACUGUACUUCAAUGCUAUCUUGUCGGCCAGCACCCAUGGAAUGCCUCCACCAAUCACACCCAAGAGCAGCACACGGACUCUGCUAAGAUCCACAGAUAGCUUGGAGGAUAUGCCGCCUUUGCUCACAGCCAUGGGAGAAGCCACCCCAGUUAGCAUAGAGCCGCGUAUAAACAUUGGCCCACGGUUCCAGGCAAACAUUCCAGACCUUCGAGACCUAAGUUCAGCCCCUUGCCGUGAGCAUAAAGCAAACCUUGUGUGGCAACCGUGGAACGAAUCUGACAACAGCCACCGGAAAGAAGUGGAAGAGCUACUUACAGCGGCUUGUUCCAGUAUCCUGCCAGGAGGAGGCACCAAUCAAGAGCUGACACUUCAUUAUCUACAUGAGACCAAGGGAAAUGUACUGGCUGCUCUGGCCAAGCUGCUCCUGAAAAAACCCAGCCGAAUUAGAAAUCAUCCUCUUUGUGACUAUCAUUACUCAGGAUCAGACCGAUGGUCUGUGGAAGAGAAAAGGCUUUUUAACAAAGGAAUGGCAAUUUACAAGAAAGACUUUCUGCUGGUACAGAAACUGAUAAAGACAAAGACCGUGGCUCAGUGUGUUGAGUUCUACUAUACCUACAAGAAGCAGGUGAAGAUUGGCCGCAAUGGAAUAUUAAUCUUUGGAGAUGCAGAGCCUGCGGCAGAUGAUAAAAACCCAAGGGAAGAUUCUGAAAUUAACAUAAAGAACUCUCAUCGAAUGCCACCUGUUAUCCCUCCCAGAAGGGAGAUUCUAAUAGAGAGAAGAGCAGAAGAGUUGACAAAUAAGGGAUUUGAGGAGAGUAAGAUACAAGUUCAUUCUAAUGAGCUGAAGAAAGAAGAGGAAGAGAGGGUGUCCCCUCCAACCAAGGUCACCCAAACUCUUGAAGCCAGUGAAAUAAUAAAUGAUACUCUGAUCCUGAGAAACCAGGAGUCCAACAGAAGAAUGGCAGAUCAAUCAUCCAGAACAAGAGAAAGGAGACCACGAAAUAAGUUUUCACCAGAAGGUACCAAACCUCCGGUCCAAAACAAGCCCCCUGAACAGGAAGGCAUUUUCCCUUGCAAAAAAUGUGGCAGGGUAUUCCUCAAAGUGAAAAGCCGCAGCGCCCAUAUGAAGAGCCACGCUGAACAAGAGAAAAAAGCCGCAGCGCAAAGGCAGAAUGAAGCUGCAGCGCAAAGGCAGAAUGAAGCUGCGGCACAAAGGCAGAAUGAAGCUGCGGCGCAAAGGCAGAAUGAAGCUGCGGCGCAAAGGCAGAAUGAAGCUGCGGCGCAAAGGCAGAAUGGAGCUGCGGCGCAAAGGCAGAAUGGAGCUGCGGCACAAAGGCAGAAUGGAGCUGCGGCACAAAGGCAGAAUGGAGCUGCGGCUGCCCAGGCUGCAUUACAAGCAAGAAUACGGUAUAAGGAAAGCAGUGACAGCGAGAGCAGUGACAGUAGCAGCAGCGAGAGUUGCGACAGUUCCUAUGAUGGGGAAAUCUAAUGAUGUGGAUGUGAGGAGGUGCUCCCCAGAGGCUGGCUCCUCUGUAUACUCUCCUUCAUUAUUUCCUACUUACUGUAUUGCACAGCAGAGCUUUGGCCUUGACUCAGCACAAUGAGCUACUGUAAUAUCUGCACAGAUCAAAUAUCCAGCCAAGUAUAAGAAAACCUGGGACUUUUUUAUGCAUACGUAUUUAUUAAGGAAACGCUCUUCAGAUCCACUGUGUAUUUUGGGGUGUAGAAUACUAUUUUUAGUCUAUGCCUGUAUUGGUGUAUUGGUUGCCACACCUUGAACAAAACCCAGUGUUCAUCAAUAGUGGAUAAUUCACAUAAUCCACUAUUUGGGAUUCGACCGAAUGCUUGGUGAAAGCUUCGGUUGAAUACUGAACAGAAUCCUAAUUUGCAUAUGUAAAUUAGGGGUAGGAAAGGAAAAAGUGGAAAAAAUUCUUCUUUUGUGACGAAAAGUCCCUACCCACCUCUAAUUUACAUAUGUGGAUGCGGUUUGGCCAGGCACAAGAAUUAGGCCGACUCCUGGAUUCGGUGCAUCCCUAUCAAUAACAUAAUUCGCUGGUUUGUACUUUAUCGCAGGUGUUUUUUUCCUCUAAACCAAAAAUCUAUUUUCGAUUUUACACCAUCCACCAAGUUGGCGUUACGUUUCACCUUUCUCCUCUGGCAAUGCUGCUACAGUGUGGCCGACGGCAAACGAGCUGUGUUUUGGUUUUCCAUAAAGGCAACUGCAGUGGCCAUAAAUAGAGACUAUGAAAUUGUAUAUACAAUAUCUAUUUUAUGUUUUGUAAAAAAAAAAAAUAUAUAUAUCGUAUAUAAAUAUAUAUAUAUAAUUUUUUUUGUAUUCUUGGGAGACAAUCUGUUAAUAAAAAGGGUUGGUGUAGGUGUCCAAACACCACCAGAGGCUCCGGGGCUUUCUGACAGUUGCAGUGCAAUGUGUUGGUGUGGCCUCUAGAAGCCGGUGGCCAUUGAUAACUGGUAAUUGAUAAACUGCCUUACGUUCUUGAUCUGUGUCACAGUCCGCCGAAAUUUGCUGUUAUUAACUGCAAGGGCAGACGUGCAGAAAUCACAGUAUUCUAACAUUUUUCAGUUAUAUUUCUUGGUAGCGUUCACAAGCAAUACAGAAUGGAUUCGGUGUAUAUGCCAAUGACAAACAAUCAGCAGCUCUGUUUCAUCGUUCUUAUUUUAAUCGCUUGGAGGCUUCAUCGACUUCUCCGAGCUUCCCCCCCAUGCAAAAUUCUGUGUUUUUUUAUUUAAGUGAGACGUUUGUGCUGCAACCAAACACAAUGAGGUGAGGGUGCAGAGCAGCAUGUUGGAGUCCAGAGCUGUAUACUGUGUGCUGCUUAAAUACAUUUGUUAUAUUCUGAAUUAUUUUUUUAUUAUGGCCACAAUAAAAAGUCUGUAAUUAUCGCAAUUUCUGUAGUCGUUGGAAUAAACGGGAUGCAGAAGGAUUUGUAAUAAAAAGCAUACAAUU
Molecule: messenger RNA, 5434 nt
Organism: Xenopus laevis (African clawed frog)
Lineage: Eukaryota; Metazoa; Chordata; Amphibia; Anura; Pipidae
Gene: mideas.S
Product: mitotic deacetylase associated SANT domain protein S homeolog
Exons: 13
Coding region: 512-3958 (1148 amino acids)
Biological process (GO): negative regulation of DNA-templated transcription; DNA-templated transcription; regulation of DNA-templated transcription
Cellular component (GO): transcription regulator complex; nucleoplasm; nucleus
Molecular function (GO): transcription corepressor activity
Source: RefSeq, a predicted model, not a curated record